This is a messenger RNA of Guillardia theta CCMP2712, 1237 nucleotides long. RefSeq lists its product as hypothetical. Gene Ontology annotation, cellular component: kinesin complex. The record is from RefSeq and is a predicted model, not a curated record. The coding region runs from base 1 to 1098 and encodes 365 amino acids. Lineage: Eukaryota; Cryptophyceae; Pyrenomonadales; Geminigeraceae. Gene Ontology annotation, molecular function: protein binding. The transcript has a single exon.
AUGAAGCUCGCAGACCUGUACAAGAUGCAGGGAAGGCUGGAGGAUGCAGAGCAGCUGUACAAGGAGAGCUACAUGAAGAGGAAGGAGGAGACUGGGGAAGAAGACGAGCUGAGCAGGGAGUUGGCCCGCAAGCUUGCGAUCCUGCUGGUCCUCGAAGGGAAGUACGAGGAGGCUGAACCCCUUCUGCAGACGUGCAAGAUCUUUCUUGAGGGGGUGGGCAGGGAGGAGCUCACGCUGGAAAGUUUGAUCGGGCUUGCAGACUUCUACUUCAGCAGAGGAAGCUUCGAGGAAGCAGAGCCGGUCCUCAAGAGGUGCAUUGACAAGGGCGAGGAGGAGCAGAAAGUGAGGGAGAAGGAGGAUGGAGCCCUUGCUCUGAGCCACCAGCUGAACCUCGCAAGCCUCCACGUCGUCCAAGGAAGAGAAGAUGACGCUGAAAGCGUCUACCAGGGAUGCGUGGAGGCGAGCAGGGCAACUCUCGGUGAGCAGCACUCGAUCACGAGGAGGAGCCUGAGGUCUCUUGCCGCCCUGUACGCAAAGCAAGGAAGGUUCGAGGUGGCAGAGGGGCUGGUGCAGGACAGCAUGAAGAAGCUUCGAGACGCUGGCGGUGACGACCACCCGGACAUGCUGAUGAGUAUGCGGAGCCUCGCAGCUCUCUACCAGAGCCAGGAGAGGUACGAGGAGGCGGAGCCGCUGCUGCUGGAGAGCUUGAGGAGGGUGCGGGCGGCGGAGGGGGAGGACCAUCCGCACACGGUAGAGGACAUGAUCGCACUCGCCAAGCUGUAUGUGAGGCAGAGGAGGAUGGAGGAGGCAGAGCCUCUGCUGUUGGAAAGCAUGAAGAGACUGCGAGAGGCAGCGCUAGGAGGAGGAGGAUCGCUGCUCCUUGUGUGCAUGGACAGCCUCGCUGGUGUGUAUGUGGAACAGGAGAAGCUGGAAGAAGCUGAACCUCUCCUGCUGGAGAGCAUCGCCAAGUGCCGGGAGCUGCUGGGCGAUCACCAUCCCAACACGCUGAGCAAGAUGACUCAGCUUGCAGUGCUCUACUACAAGAAAGGAAAGCGAGGAGAGGCAGAGGCAGGCAAGCCUCGGAUGUGGAUCCGUUAGAUGCAGAGGAGCCUGUAGGGAUGCUGGGAACCAGGAGGAGGACACAACUGACAUGAAGGACUACCAAGUGUGAAGAUGCAAGUUUAAGACAACUUGACUUAAUUUUGUUUUUGUCAUGUUAUGAACAUGUUUUGAAUUC